Molecule: messenger RNA, 1011 nt
Organism: Fusarium fujikuroi IMI 58289
Lineage: Eukaryota; Fungi; Ascomycota; Sordariomycetes; Hypocreales; Nectriaceae
Product: related to AAC-rich mRNA clone AAC3 protein
Exons: 5
Coding region: 1-1011 (336 amino acids)
Biological process (GO): mRNA export from nucleus
Cellular component (GO): THO complex part of transcription export complex
Molecular function (GO): protein binding
Source: RefSeq, a predicted model, not a curated record
AUGGCGCCGGUCCUUCGAGCAAGACAGAGCUUAUCAAAGGAUAAGUUCUCUGGCUACUUUGGCAACCUCAGAAGUCAGCCCUACAACGACCCCAAUAACUCGCGGGGCUCGAAUCCCCAUAGCUUGCGAUGCAUCGCUUGGAACCCCCUCGGAACUCUGGUAGCAACAGGGUCGUCAGAGAAAACCCUCAGAGUGUGGAACCCUGAAAAACCUCACGUGAAGUUUUCAACGGAGCUCAAGGGCCACUCAGCAUCUGUUGAGAAGGUCGCAUUCAACCCAACAAAGGAUGCAGAGCUUUGCAGUGUGAGCAGUGACGGCGUGGUCAAGUUCUGGGACGUGAGGACAAAAGCAUGCUUUAACGAGGUCAAAGGACUUGGGGACGCUUUUACUCUUGUCUGGGCGCCCGAUGGAGCCACGCUUCUCGUUGGGAACAAGGCAGAUACCAUCUUCGUUCUGUCGCCAUCUCAGUCGACGCCUCUCAGCACGCAUCAACAGUCCGUGCAGACCAACCAGAUCGCAUUCUGCUGGAGCGGUGAGAAGAUCUUCGUCACGACAGCAGAAGGACGUAUCCGAGUCUUGUCGUACCCUGGAUUUCAACCCGUACUGCAGAGCAAACAUGGAGAAGAGACGGACGAGUUUGAGCUCAAUGGACAUACUUCUUCGUGUCUGACUGCUGAUCUACAGCCUACGGGGCGGUAUCUGGCGACGGGAGGCUCAGAUUCAAUUAUUGCAUUGUGGGAUACAACAGACUGGAUUUGCCAGCGAACAAUCACGAGGAUGGUCGGGCCAGUGAAGAGCCUCAGCUUUACGUUUGAUGGUAGUUUUGUUGUUGGUGGAAGCGAUGAAGGAUCUGGCCUGGAAGUAUCGCAUGUCGAGACGGGAGAACAUGUCCACACAUUCAAGACAGCCGGUGCUUGUCCAGUAGUUGCUUGGGCUCCAACAAGGUAUUGCCUUGCAUAUAGUGAUUUGGGCAUUUUGCGGAUCGUGGGUGUCGAUGUUGAUAGGAAGUAA